Messenger RNA from Microstroma glucosiphilum, 2106 nucleotides. RefSeq names its product Clavaminate synthase-like protein. The transcript has 3 exons. Bases 36 to 1877 code for a protein of 613 amino acids. Lineage: Eukaryota; Fungi; Basidiomycota; Exobasidiomycetes; Microstromatales; Microstromataceae. Gene Ontology annotation, molecular function: oxidoreductase activity. The record is from RefSeq and is a predicted model, not a curated record. Gene Ontology annotation, cellular component: mitochondrion. Gene Ontology annotation, biological process: carnitine biosynthetic process.
CUCCCCUUUAGACUCACCAAUACACCACCCUCUCGAUGAUUCGCCGGUCACUUGCUGCUGCGAGACCUUCUUUGCCUCUCUGCUCGAUAUCCAGAGCAGCUGGAAGCAUCGUAUCUGCUCGCUCAGCUCAUAGUGGCGCCUCACAGUCGCCCAAGCAGCUCGCAGCUCUGGCACCGAAGCGCUCGCAGACCACCAGCCGCAAAGCUUCCACGCUUCCCUAUACACACUCCCCGACUGCUCCUCCUCCUCCGCCUACAGCUUCGACACCUUCAUCGGUACUCACGCAUCCUGCUAUACCCGAUCUGAAGAUCACACUCGGAUCGACCAGUAUCAGCAUUGUAUCUCCCUCGUACGGCAUCAGCAAGCCCUUCGAGCUUGACCAUACCUGGCUACGGGACUCCUGCCAGGAGGUCGGCAGCUCGCUGCAGGAGGGGACGGGUCAGAAGCUAUGGGAGACCAGUGAUGUGCCGAUCGUCAGCCAAAAGGGUGUCAAAGGUGGUCUGCUCGAUGAAAACAAGCCUCCCACGCUCACCACAGAUUAUGCUGCCUCAGACGUCGUACUAGAACUCACAUACAGGGCUGAGCAUCACGUUCAGAAUGCCUUCUCAGUCACCUUUUCCCCAGUACCGCCAAAGUCACCUACAACGCCUCACGUCUCACGACUGCCCCUGUCUCUCCUCCUUUCCCAUGCAAGUGCUUCGCUCUAUCGUGAAGAGUACCAUCUGGACCCCGCCGGAGCUCCCAAGCCAUGGCUUGGUAGCGAUUUGACUUCGUUCCCGGGCACGAUGCUUCGGCCUCCCCGGUCUGACGAAGUGCAGCCAGCACCUCUGGACACGGGUGCUGCUUUCGCUCGACCCUCGAGAGUGCAAUGGGCCUCCCUGGUGGACUCAGCUGCCGAUCACACAGAAGCCCGGUGGGCCUUGGCCAAGGGUCUGGUGGAAGACGGCAUCGCCUUCGUGACUGGGCUGCCCACCAACAACAAGACGAGCUGCGAGCUACCCACCCCUUCCAAUGCUUCCAGCACGCCUCACUUGGCUUACCUGGCCCACCUCCUAGGCGAGAUCCGACAUACCUUCUACGGACCCCUCUGGGACGUGCGGUCCCUCCCCUCUUCCAAGUCCAAGAACAUUGCAUACACAAACGUCGAUCUCGGCUUCCACAUGGACCUCCUCUACUUUCAGAAUCCACCCCGGUUUCAAUUCCUGCACAUGCUCAGAAAUGAGGUCAAGGGUGGGCAGAGCGUAUUCGUCGAUAGCUUUAAAAUUGCAGAGAGGAUAUGGGAGGAGGACAAAGAAGCAUGGGAGCUGCUGUCGAAGGUCCCCAUCUCGUAUCACUACCAGAACGACGGGCGUCACUACCGCUACUCGCACCCUGUCUUUGAGGUCCCGUCCGAAUCUUCAGGACAUGCGGGCCCUUCGUUCUCUGCACCUCCUGUCAGCUCUACCUCAACAAUCAGUACCCCCGCGACCGCCUCUAUCCCAAGCAGCAGCAACGCAGGCAUUCCAGCCGCCAUGCCCCGCCUAACAGCAGUCAACUACUCUCCGCCCUUCCAAUCUCCCCUUCCCCUCCCCUCACAUCCGCUACUAGCAGACAUGGUCACCCGCAACAAGUUCUACCAAGCUCUGGCCCUCUUCUCGCGUCUCACCCUCUCACCCGAAUUCAGAUACCAGCGUCAGCUCGCAGAGGGGGAAUGCGUCCUCUUUGACAAUAGACGGGUGCUGCAUAGUCGACUUGGCUUUGAGUUUACCGAUACGGAGGGAGAGGGAGAGGAUAAGAUCAAGAGGUGGUUGAAGGGGUGUUAUGUAGAUGGAGAUGCCAUCUGGAGCUCGUAUAGGGUGCUGAAGAGGGGCAGGAAGGGACAGGAAGAAGAGUCGUGACUGCAGGAGCAGUAGGCCGUGGCACUGCUUAGUCUAACUGUGGCCUGAUCGCUCUUGUCAAUACAUCGCUGCCAUCGCCCCCUGUCCAUGUCUUUGGCUUGUUCACACUGUCUCGUCCUUUCGUCUCUGCAAGUAUGACCUGGCAAUACCUGAUGUGGCAGACCAUGAAAGAAUGCUAUCGGAAUGUCAUGCAAUUGCUAAGCAAGACAAGAGCCGACGAAUCUAGAAU